GCCCCAAUGUUUUUACUUUCCACCAGUCAUUCGAACGAUUAUCGCCUCGAAGGGCGCCUUGUUGGGCACAAGAACGCCAUCAAUUGCUUAGCAGUCUCUCGCAAUGGCAAUAUGUUAGCAAGCGGGGGCUCUGACAGAAUGAGAAUCUGGGACCUCAAAAGGCGAGUUCAGCUCCCAACUCCACCACAAACCCCAGCCGUUCGAAAUCCAACCGAUCCCGUGACUUGCGCAUGUUGGAUUACCCGCCAUGAGGCAACGCGCGAGACACUAUGCUAUGGCACGGGACUUGGUUUCAUAGGGAUUUGGCAACAGCAGGGGGAAGGUUUGCUGGACUUUGACGCAAAAGUAUCAAGGAGGAUCGGAACGGGUAAGGAAAUUAUGUGUCUUACAUACGACCAUACCGGGAACGAAACUCGAAUUGCGAGUGGGACGCGCGACAAACGCGUUCAAGUAUGGGCAUUUGACUUCAAAGGACCGUUAAUACCGAUUUUUAGCGUUGAGCUCGCUACUACGAUCCCACGCACACUAAAUUUCCACCGUACUGCAAGUCGAAACAUAGUAGUCUUUGGCAUGUAUGACGGCGAGAUCCAUGUACUUAGGGGCACAGAUGGCGUUAUUAUCGCCACAAACAACGCUGGACCGAUGAUCGGGCAUGCUUCUGUGGACGCAGCUCAAACGCUGUUCCUGAUCGACAAUGUCAUGAACGGAUUCAGCUUACAUCGCCUGGAGGAUGCAGUGUGCAUCCGUACCUAUAAUACCAACCCAGUCAAGACAUUCCCGAAGCAGGUUGUUUUUGGGGCGAAGGCUACCCUUGUAGUUGGGGGCAGUGACACAGGAGUUAUUUAUGUUUUUGACAAAAAUGAAGGAACACUGAAACAAGUCUUGCAACAUGCCGAUAAUGGCCGAGUACAAACUGUGACAGUGCGUCAUUUACAUGACAUGUAA
This is a messenger RNA of Suillus clintonianus, 945 nucleotides long. Its product is annotated as WD40-repeat-containing domain protein. Gene Ontology annotation, molecular function: histone binding. The annotation marks the transcript as partial. Lineage: Eukaryota; Fungi; Basidiomycota; Agaricomycetes; Boletales; Suillaceae. Gene Ontology annotation, cellular component: Set1C/COMPASS complex. The record is from RefSeq and is a predicted model, not a curated record. The transcript has 4 exons.